GUGGCCCUGCAGCUUCUCUUCUUCGAUGGCGAGGAGGCCUUCAUCUCGUGGUCCCCUGAGGAUUCCAUCUAUGGCUCUCGUCACAUAGUUGCGCACACGCUUCAGGCUACUAGUGGCCGCGCGGCCUGCACGGACUUGUCACGUAUUGUGAGUAGCUAUGUUUGGUGUGGCUGCUUUGUUCGUGCUGUGCCGUACAAGGGCAAUGAAUGA
This is a messenger RNA of Dibothriocephalus latus, 210 nucleotides long. NCBI's taxonomy places the organism in Eukaryota, Metazoa, Platyhelminthes, Cestoda, Diphyllobothriidea, Diphyllobothriidae. The record is from the annotation of a GenBank genome assembly.